Molecule: messenger RNA, 1695 nt
Organism: Caenorhabditis briggsae
Lineage: Eukaryota; Metazoa; Nematoda; Chromadorea; Rhabditida; Rhabditidae
Gene: Cbr-nfya-1
Product: Protein CBR-NFYA-1
Exons: 9
Coding region: 1-1695 (564 amino acids)
Biological process (GO): regulation of transcription by RNA polymerase II
Cellular component (GO): CCAAT-binding factor complex
Molecular function (GO): RNA polymerase II cis-regulatory region sequence-specific DNA binding; DNA-binding transcription factor activity, RNA polymerase II-specific
Source: RefSeq, a predicted model, not a curated record
AUGAAUGGAAGUUUGUCGCGUGGCCCAGCGCCGCGAACGGCAACAAUUACCAAUCAUGAUAGGAAACCCAUACCUCCAUCAAUGUUUACGUUUCGGAAAACGACUCCAGCUGAAAUGAAACAAGCCUCAACACCGAAAAGUUUAUCACUUGUAAAUAGAGGAGUUUUUACCAAUCCGGAAUAUUUGAAACAUACAGUCCGACCACCUAUACGACAGCAAGCCCCUCCGCCCGUGACAGUACCACCUAUACGAAAAGAACCGAUUCGUCAACAAUAUCAAUUACCACGACCAAUUUUAUACGCACCAGCUACAGUAUACCAGGAGGAGGAUGAGGAUGAUGACGAUGGACCACAAUAUGCGCUUCCUGCGGAACAUCUUUUCCCUCACCCUCCUCCGGAAGAACCAUUUCAAGCUGAACCGACUUCCACGCAAUACGAUGAUCAGUUUUCUUCAACGUCGUCUCCUGUUUCAACUUCAGUUUCCACUGCGUACACUACUCCAAUUUCUACACCAACAGUUAAUCCCCAAUUUUCGCAGGUUGAUACUAGUACUCCUUCCAGCUAUUCAAAUACAAGUUUUACCAAUGAACCGGUUUUCAAAAAAGCGUAUACGGUGUCCGAUAAUGUGCCGAGUAGUUCAACAGACGUUGCACAUAACUCAGCUUCCGGAAACAGCCAAGAAGCAGAUAACUCUAACACGAUAGAACUCCCAACAAAUUGCAAAUUGUUCCAAUACCAAUGGGUUGUGGAUGGCAUUCCUCGUACGCUACUCGUCCCAAUGCCAAUAAAUGCCACGGAACAGGAUGUCAGGGAAAUGCUCCCAACUACAUUAAACGUUGACCCAGAAGAACUAGCGAGAACAUUCAGAGCAGAUACAUCAAAGGCUGAAAUCACAACUUUGUCUCUUCCUGGUGGUGGUAUGCCAACCAUCGAGACCGCGGAUGAUGAUGAGCAACAAGAAGAAUAUGUAUCCGAAUUCGACGAAUCAGUCGACUACGACGAUGAAGCUGAUGAAUAUAGUCCUAUUCUUGUCAAUCCAAAACAGUACCAUCGGAUUGUGAGAAGAAGAGAAAUGAGGCAAAGACUGGAAGCAUCGGGAAGAUUGCCACUUUCACGACAGAAGUAUCUUCAUGAGAGUCGCCAUCGACAUGCUUUGAACCGGAAGCGAGGAAUUGAUGGAAGAUUUGAUAAUGCUCUCAUGGCUGGUCGAGGUGGAGAAGACGACGACGACGAUGAAGAUGACGACGAAGUGAGUACAACUAGUCACAUACGCCCGAUCGAUCGACGAUUGCUUCCAAAGUUGGCUCCAAUUGCUGCUGGACCUGGAGGAAUGGCGCCUGUAUACAAAUGCAAUGACUACACAAUCCGAAGUGUUCCAACCACUAGUGCCAAUAUGCAGAACACCGUUCAAAUGAUUCACAAUGGCGGUCAAACAACAACAACUCAUCAAAUCAUCCACCACGACUCUCACAAUCAAACAAUGAUGAUGGAUCCAAACAUUCCAUCGACAUCUACUGGUAUUUACGAAACACAAAUGAUCGAUCAUCAACAAAACUACAUGAAUGCUCCGAUGAACUCGUACGAUGACUACACCCACCAUGAACAAUAUGAAGCUGAUACACUUCACUAUCAGGACAAUACAGAAGUCGGUGUGGAUCUUACUGGUGCUGAUGGACAAAGCUUCACAAAUUUAUAA